This is a messenger RNA of Cicer arietinum (chickpea), 1309 nucleotides long. RefSeq lists its product as uncharacterized. NCBI's taxonomy places the organism in Eukaryota, Viridiplantae, Streptophyta, Magnoliopsida, Fabales, Fabaceae. The record is from RefSeq and is a predicted model, not a curated record.
AAUAGAGGGGCCGUGGGUGACAUAGAAUUUAGGGAAGGUGACCGUAAUUUCCCAGCCCCAAGUGAAUGCUGUAGCCUGUGGACGCUAUUUGGCACAUCCAAACGGCGUCGUUUUACCCCGACGUCAAUGUUUGGAUUUUGAGGGCAAUUUUAGUUUGAGUCUCGUUCGUUAUGACCUGAGUUGUCACUCGCCAGUCUUUCAGGAACAAGUGUGAGUUACACGGUGUUUGCAUUUGGAGAGAAGAAGAAAAAAGAGGCGAAUUGAAAAAUUCGAUGGCUACACUUCGCAUCGCAAGGAAUUGUCACCGUUGGUUAAACAAAAACCAAGAUUACCAGUACCGAUCAAUUUUCACUACGGUGCAGCUUCAGAGUUCAUGGAUGGACAAGAUCAAAAAUGUCUUCACAGGCCAAAAUACCGAAUCAGGACAACAACAACCAGGCAUAUAUCAAUUCACCUCCGACUCGUUCACCUUACUCAAUUUUGCUGAUGAAAUGAACAAAGCAAGAAAAAUUGGGGCGUUUAAGGAGUAUAUGGUUGGACGAAGCAGUGAAGUUACUUUUGCUACUGCAUUCCAGAAAUACGAAGCCAUUAUUCGAUUUCUCGGGGCUUUGGAUCCCACUGGAGAGAACCUCAAGACCAGUCAAAAACAAGAAGCGGCAAAACAUUGUAAUUGCACAAUUGCUGAUGUGGAGAAUGCACUUGCAAAGUUUACUUGGGCUAAAGAAGCACACAAGAAGAUUCUAAAGUUAAACCAAGAAGGAAAACCCAUGCCAAAAAGCGUUGCUGAACUCCAAAAGCUGGUCGGUACAAAUCCAUUGGAUCUUGCAAGGUCUAAUUUGGCUCAAAGUGGACAAGUUAGCCGGAAUGCAUUCUGUCCAUGUGGUUCAAAGAAGAGAUAUAAAAGGUGCUGUGGAAAGGAUUGAACGAAUUCAGAGACUAAGUAUUUAACUGCAAGGAAGCCUUAUUUGUUAGAGGUGUCCCGCAUAUUGCUGAAUGGAUCUACACUUGUACUCUAUUUUAUUUGGUUCAGAUCAAGCCGUCCAAUGCUCUAGACUGCAGACAUGUUCACAGUAGGCUGAUGUUAGGAUGAGAUAUUUUGCUAAUUGUUGCUUGAGUCUGUUAAUCUUUACAAAUUUUGAGGUGAAUUUAGGCAGAACUAAAUAGAAUAUUUAUUUUUGUUCAGUUGAAGAGUAGGUAGUUUGUUCUAUUCUUUCCCUUACUUCCACCUUAAUGACAGGCAAGAGAAUAAAACAGAAGGGUUGAAGCAGAAUUUGAUUUUGAUUCUCUGUCCUCUCACUUUCAUCUUUCA